Physcomitrium patens is the source of this 6382-nucleotide messenger RNA. RefSeq lists its product as uncharacterized. Gene Ontology annotation, molecular function: RNA polymerase II CTD heptapeptide repeat phosphatase activity. Lineage: Eukaryota; Viridiplantae; Streptophyta; Bryopsida; Funariales; Funariaceae. The record is from RefSeq and is a predicted model, not a curated record. Gene Ontology annotation, cellular component: nucleus.
AGGAGGAGCUGCUGCCGUGCUGCGGCGGGCGAAUUCUGCGAUCCAUCCACCUCUCGAGGGAUUCGAGCGGCUGAGUGUUGGUUGCGUCUUACAAGGGCCUGACAUUGAACGCGGACGAGGUUUCGAUCUCAUCGAGACGUGGGAUCUGGUUUCAUGCCUAGGGUUUAAACAUUUUUGCAUCACUUGCACGGCGAUGGCGAGGCUUCUGUGUGCAUGCUUCGAAUCCAUGGCACCAACGCGGCCUUUCUGUUGUUGAAUGGCCCGUGCAUUGUAGGCCACAUCCCGUCGCGAGCGCCGGAUGGUUAGUGGUGCCCUGUAAUUUAUCAGAUCCCGGCGAUCAACGCGUUGUAGCCCGAAAAGAAACCUUUGGUUAUAUCACCCCCCCUGGCUGAUGAAGAAGACGCUUCGCCGCCUUUGUCAGCAGUAAUUAGACAAAUCACUGGGAACCUUAAUCUCGAAGAGUUGACUCGGAGUUGGUGGAGACGUUUUGGGUUUAAGUUACACGAAAAAUUUCUAGGGUUUGAGACGGUGUGUUGUUGUGGACUUGGAAGUAUCUGGAUGAGGCAUUCAUGGCCUGGAUAUUCUUUGUUAUUUCGGAGGUUUGUGGCGGAAGAGAGGCUUGGUGAUUGUGGAACAUUAUGCGGUGAGAUUAUGCGGCGCCUGUUUCAAGGUUCGGGUUGAUGGCGAAGGAACUCAAAAAUUGCGCAGAUUGCAGGAUGUCAGGAGAUUAGGUCAUAGCCAGGGUGAAUGCGCUGGGCUGUUGCCGGGGUGACCCUAGUUGGAAGCGUUUUUCGGAACCCUUGCUGUUUCAUCUGCAAGGAUAGCACAUCCAUGCGGAAUACUUGAGAUAUUUCGUAGAGGAUUGUUUCGUGGGAGAUUCUGCUGAAUCUUUCGGUGCGGUUCUCGACUGUCUCGAGUCAGACGGUCAAGCGCCCAAGGGAAAGAAUUGAACAACAUAGCUUCUGAAAUGGACGAAGAUGCAGUUGUUUUGACUCAAAAUGACGACAAAGUGGUCGACACUGUCGAGGAUCGACUUGAAGGUCUUAAUUUCUCAAAUAAUGAUCCUGGCGAGGAUCAAGAGGAGGGAGAACUUUCAGAGAAAGAAGACAUGAAUGAAGAAAUAAAAGCUGCAGAACCGGAUAUUGAGGAGGAUGUAGGAGUGAACGUCGAAGUUGCGUCGAAGAGAAUAAAGCAUAAUUUGGACGAUCUUUCUGGUCGAGCAACCAUGGGGUUACGGGGUAAAGAUGAUUAUAGCCAACGGAGUGGCACGGAAAAUUUAGGAAAAGAUAAUGAAGACAACCUCUGGUUAAGAGAUAAGAUGACAUUUAGGUCAGCUGCAACUAGCUACGCACCCAAUUUGUAUAAUUUUGCAUGGGCUCAAGCCGUGCAAGGAAAUCAGGGCUUCAAGCUUGUCGAGAAACAGGACGGAGAUGAAGAGGCAGAUGCACUGCCAGACAAUGGAGCAAGUUUUGAUGGGGAUGAUGAAAUGGAGGAUGGACUUCCAGAGUCACUGGCCGAUAUGACUCUGAAGAUCCCGGAAGGCUAUGAUAUGAGACAAGUGUUGUAUGAUAGAAGGCUGAUGACGAACGCCUCGUGGAAUUCUAGGCUCGGUGAUACUCGCAGAGAAAAAACUUGGAUUGAUUCUGAGGAUGGCAUGGAUUCUCGACGCAGAUUCGAUAGAGAUGAACGAGGAGGCAGUCGCAGUGGUGGAGGGGGAAGAAGAGAAAUGAGAUCGCCAUCACGACGACGAGACAGUAGAUCUGAGAGGGAGAGGGGGGGUGUGAAAAGCAGAUUGUCUGAAUUCGAACGACAAAGGGCUAGGGACAGGGAGAGAGAAAGGGAGAACGGGAGAGAAAGAGGAGAGAGAAAUGAUAACAUUCUUCGUCCAACUUCCAGCGAUGAAUCAGACUAUUCUCGCCGUAAUGCUCCUUCAGGUGCCAUUGGAAGGCAAUCACAAAGUAACGACAAUAUUGUUGAUGUCCGAGAAGAGGGAGAGAUCGAAGAAGGCGAAAUUGAGCUUCCAACCGAUAACUUGAGGUCAAGGUCAUCCUCACGAGAAAAAUCCCAGGAUCCUCGGGCAGAGAGCCUUAUCGAAGACGGAAUAUCCAAUGGCAACCUCAGGAAGUCACUUUCUUCUCGACUAAGUUUCAGAAAUUCUUCUUCUUCUCAUCCUCGGUCUUUGUCAAGAGAAUCUAGCUUUCGACGUCUUCAAGACGGUGAUUUACGCCACCGCCUUACAAAAGAUGUCGAACGAGAAAAACCAAGACAGGACGUUCUGUUGCGAGAGGACCGGCGAGAGCAAAUUGCGCAUCUCACAGCAGUGAUGAAGAGCGUGACUGUUAAGGAUGCCCAAAAGGCCUUCAUCAACACAUGUCUUCGACUUGACAAUGCGGUGAAAAUACUUCAAGCAUUUGCAAUGCAGAGAAUACCUUCAAGUGGGUUACCUGCGGAUGACAUACCUCGUGAUCUUUCUAAGAUGGCGACGAAGGUGUUUCAAGGACUAAGGGCUGUGUAUGCUGUUUGGAACACAGCUAAUGGAAGAGAACAAGAGCGCGAUAGAGACACUUUUCCGAGGUUGUUGCAGUUUGUCACUGAAUCCUGCCUGACAUAUUUCUCACCCAAACAAGCGCGAGAGCUUGAGGUUUUCAUGGAUCAUGUUACGAAAACGGCUCGAAAAAUAAGAAUGGAAGGAAGUUUAUGGCAUGCGCAAGCAGUGAUGAAAUCAGCAGAAGCUAUGCAGGAACCUGGAGUUCGAGAAAGAGAGUUUGUAAAUGCUUCGGUGUCAAACUCUAAAAUGGCACCUAGUGGUGCAAGCACUCUUGAGGGUAAUUCAGAACAUAAUGCAGACUCUAAAGAUGCUAUUGCUGAAGCGACUAUUGCUGCUGCUGCCUUGGCAUACGCCCAAAGCUCAGCAGCUGCCCUCGCCAACUUCACACACGGCAGCACUUAUAAUCAGUCCAUGAAAGACCAUCCCAUCAUUGGAAUGGAUCAUUGGGCUUGGAACGGGUCAAAUGGGCCCUUUGAGCGUUCUAUGUCACCUGGACUGCCGCCAGGUUAUUCAGGUGUCAGCCAUGCUGGAAGGUCCUUGGUGGCUCAUGGAGCUGUAGCACAUAUAAACAGCAGUACUAAUUCUCACGGAGUUGCCGCGAGACCUCCUAACACCUCAGCUAAUGGAUGGAUUAGCGCUAACAAGAAGUUGGCGUAUGAUGCGAAGUCUCCUUAUGGGCCUGGUUUCCUAGAGGAGGAUUGGGAGGAGUUGAGUCCUCCUUCACAAGCUCCUGCUUACGAGUUUACUACCCGAAAAGUUGUAAAAUUAGAUGAAAGAGGGUUUUCAAUCUCAAGCUCUGAAACCAUCAAUACAUUUGCGCCACCAAGCAAAAUGGGCAAUCUACCUGUAUCCGUCAACUUUCGUUUGGCAAGCCCUACUCCUUCGGAUGGCGACGAUGAUCAUGAAAAUCAAAACACAGCUUCAGCUGGUGUAAAUGGUCAAUUGGGGCAUAAACCCCUUCACUCGCUCCCAAAACCAUCAAGCUCAAUGCCUCCAGUUACUUCACCUUUUUACAAGACUUCGAAUACUCAUGUUGAUGACACAGGACGCGUGCAUUAUGCAUCAGCUCCAAUGGUCUCUCCUGCCUCUGUCGACCAAGAAUUAUCGUUGAACUUCGAGCAACCAAAGAACCAACCAGUCUCUGGUCCAGUUUUGUCGUCCCUACGGAGUCGGGACCCCCGCAAACAGCUACAAAAUGGCUACCUGGAGGCGGAAGGAUCUCUGCAUCAGUCAACUGCCCAAAUUAAGUACCAAUGGCCGUCAGCAUUACAAACUAUGGACAAGAAACGAGAAGGAGAAACUUACGCUAAUAUGACAGAACCAUCUAAACGGCUCAAGCUUUUAGGUUCCAGCAAUGGGAUGCAGAAUGCAAAUUUAUUUGCCAGUACGUCUGCCAUCGGUGGUUGGUUGGAUGAGGGCGCUGUUGUAUCGGCUGGUCACGAAAAUCAUGGUGCACAAUCUAUGGAUAUUGACUUUGAUAGCCCCACUCCUUCAGAGAGGAAACACUGUUUGAAAGACGAGUUCCCAGGAAUGAAUUCGAAUAUAUCCGAGGUCUCGAGUGCCAGUGGAUCAUUUGAAAUGUUAGUCUCAGGUACUGCAGCGAGUACACGGGAUAAACCCCCUUCGGAUCCUUUCACCAGUAACUCCACCAAUCCAGAGGAUCAGACUGGAGAAGAGCAGGAUGUUGGCAGACACCGAAUGAGGCCUCGAGAUCCACGCCGCAUUUUGCUGGAAAAUGCUGUAGAAACUGCGCAAGUUAAUCCCAUGAAUGUUCCAGUUAACGACGCCGCAGGUUCUGAAAUGACCCUCCAAUACACAAAUCGAAGCCCAGAAGUUGCUGACGUUUCACCUAAUUUGAAUAAUCAGCCAUCAACGAACACCUUGGGAAAUCCACCCAACCAGAGAGACCCCCGCUUAAACCCUUACGAAAGUAGCCAGUCAGACAGUGCCGUUGUAUCUAUACAAUUGUCUACUGAACACAAAACAACAGAAUGGAAAACUCUUGAUGAGAGAAUUAAGGAAAGUGAAAGAGAUUCUAAUAGGAACCAAGGAUCUGAAGUUUCCUCUGGAGAGUCCACUGGAGACAAGGGAGAUCACUUACAUCCUUGGGACCCUCUGUUGCGGAAGCCUCGGUUUGGACCUAGCCAUUGGGGUGGUAACGAUAUGCAUCGUGACUUUGAGCAACUACUGGAAGACUUAGAUGAAAAGCAGCGCAUAGCUAUCCAAAAUGAGAGGAAACGACGUCUGCAAGAACAAGAUCGGAUGUUCAUUGCAGGGAAGCUUUGUCUCGUUCUUGAUCUUGAUCACACUUUACUUAACUCCGCCAAGUUUUCAGAGAUUGAACCAGAGUGGGAAGCACGCCUACGACAAGCUGAAAAUAUGGAACGGAGCAGGGCCUUGAAAGAUCCAAGCAUGAAACAGGAGUUAUACCGAUUUCCGCAUAUGAGCAUGUGGACGAAGUUGCGCCCUGGAAUAUGGAAGUUUCUUGCAAAGGCAAGCGAAUUAUACGAGUUGCACGUGUAUACAAUGGGCAACAAAGCCUACGCGACUGAAAUGGCCAAAUUGUUGGAUCCUACGGGAACAUUAUUUGCUGGACGAGUUAUCUCGAAAGGUGAUGAAGUUGACGGUUCGGACAAAAGCAAGGAUCUAGAUGGUGUUCUGGGCAUGGAGUCUGCAGUGGUUAUCAUUGACGAUUCAUCUCGAGUGUGGCCACACCAUCGGGAGAAUCUCAUUGUCGUUGAGCGAUACAUGUACUUUCCAAGCAGUAGACGACAAUUUGGGCUCCUUGGUCCAUCACUUUUAGAAGUGGGUCACGACGAAAGAGCAGCAGAUGGCAUGCUGUCAUCAGCUUCGGGGGUCAUAGAUCGAAUUCAUAAGAACUUUUUCAGUAAUAAAAGACUACGAGAAGUGGAUGUUCGGGCUAUCCUUGCUGCUGAGCAGCGAAGGGUGCUCGAUGGAUGUCGUGUGCUAUUUAGUCGCAUCUUUCCUGUCGGAGAAGCAAAUCCACACCUUCAUCCGCUUUGGAGGCUGGCUGAGCAGUUUGGAGCGAGUUGUUGUCUCCACAUCAAUGACAAGGUCACUCAUGUAGUUGCCAUUUCACUUGGCACUGAUAAGGUGAAUUGGGCAGCUGCAACUGGAAGACCUGUUGUUAGACCUGCAUGGCUGGAAGCUUCGGCAAUACUGUAUCGACGUGCAAAUGAGCAGGAUUUUCCAGUCCUUCCUUAGGGCAUGAAUUUACUUACCUUUGGUACUUACCCCACUUACCUCGCAAACCAGGCCCCCAUGUCCUUUGUUGCGACCCCUUCAUGCAACUCCUGAUAAUCCCAUCCUUUUGUAUACCAUAUGCCCUAUUCGUGCGGCUGCAUCAACUGCGGUUCGCGCAAGGUAAAGUAUCUUCCAAAUAACUGAGCAGGUUCUCCUUCGUAAGGAAUGGAUGUCCUUUAGCUUCUCUUCAGGGUACGUUGUACAGUCUGACGAAGAGUAGGGAUAGAGCUUCUCUGAUUAGGUGACUAGUCACAUGCCUGGAGUCGUAUAUAAGAACUGCGCUACAGCAGUAACUCAGCCCGACCAUACCGCAUCCCAUUAUUUCACUUUCCUUGGCCUUAAAACAUUUUCCCCAAAGUCUCGGGAAAUCCCAAUUCCAUGUUACCAAUUUGGCGAAGCCCUUGUGUUCGGAAGGUAUUCUGCACUGACAGCUGCAUUGAAACUAUCACAAGCUUGGCCUCGCGCAAGUUCUGCAACUGUCCUGAAUGGCCUUGACUUUCCUCUUUCCUACCCUGUACACACCUUGAUCACUUCACAAAACUAACAACACGCCGCAGAAUUCAAUCUCAA